Messenger RNA from Psammomys obesus (fat sand rat), 3268 nucleotides. RefSeq names its product family with sequence similarity 110 member B (gene Fam110b). Bases 764 to 1864 code for a protein of 366 amino acids. NCBI's taxonomy places the organism in Eukaryota, Metazoa, Chordata, Mammalia, Rodentia, Muridae. The transcript is spliced from 5 exons. The record is from RefSeq and is a predicted model, not a curated record.
CGGUGCGGAGGAGCAAACGCGGUCGCCGUCAGCCCAGCCCUCCGCUGCCGCGCGAUCUGGGCCGGUUCGGCCAGCCUGGUCCGCUCCGAGACCCGGCUGCCGCUUCAUCCCGGCCUUUCCGCGCCUCGCGGGGCCCACGCUCCUCCUCGUGGUCUCCGAAGCCCGGUGCCUGGCCUGGCCGCCUUGCAGGGGCCGGAGCGCGGGCCGAGAAAUCCCUCAGCUGGACACUGAGAACAUCAGUCCUACCCUUUCUGAGUCUUGAAUUGAAAGCUUCCAGCACGGUACGACCUAGAAGUGAAAUAAAAGAUUUUUCCUGUUGCAGGCAGCACUUUAAGCAAGAAAGGCUUUCCGUGGCUUCUGUCUGCAUUCCAUAAAAUACUCAUUGCCUUUUAGCUUACAAGAAAACCUUAAGCUUACAUGGUUUUUGCAGCUGAUGGGUUUGACCAGCUCUGCCUGCAGUUGAGCACAAAGACCUGAAGGAGACUCCCACAGCCUUCAGGGAGAAGAAAGGAGGCAGCCAAGCCUAUUAAAGAGAACUUGUGGCUUGUGGCCUUUUUGUGAAGGGGCCGCCUGGAAGGGGAGAAAAGUGCACCCGAAGCCACAGCAGCAGUUAAUGAGCUGUGAGAUGAGGCGCAGCCGCGGCUGACACUGCUCCCAGGAUCCUUCGUCUGCCCUUUGUGCUUCGUGUACAUGUGUCUGUUCAGGCCGGCCAGAGGCGCCCAGAAGAGCAUCCACCACGGCUGCCGGGGAAAGACCGCCCACCAUGCCCACGGAGACGCUACAGACAGGUAGCAUGGUGAAGCCGGUCAGCCCCGCGGGCACCUUCACGUCGGCGGUGCCGCUGCGCAUCCUGAACAAAGGACCCGACUACUUCCGCAGGCAGGCUGAGCCCAACCCCAAGAGACUCAGUGCGGUGGAGCGGCUGGAGGCUGACAAGGCCAAGUACGUCAAGAGCCAGGAGGUGAUCAAUGCCAAGCAGGAGCCGGUGAAGCCGGCUGUGCUGGCCAAGCCCCCCGUGUGCCCAGGAGCCAAGCGCGCGCUGGGCAGCCCCACUCUCAAAGUGUUUGGCAACCACGCCAAGACGGAGAGCGGCGUGCAGCGCGAGACCCUCAAGCUCGAGAUCCUCAAGAACAUCAUCAACAGCUCCGAGGGCUCCAGCUCCGGCUCUGGCCACAAGCACAGCUCCCGAAACUGGCCCCCUCACAGGGAUGCCACCGACCUGCACCGGCAUUCCUUCGCUGAGUCGCUGAAGGUGUACCCUACCCCUGGCCGGGGCAGCCCACAGGAGAGCAGCUCCCACGUGAGCAGGAGGCUGCUGGAGCAGUCCCCGGAGUCCUUCCUGCACGUCUCCCACAGCUCCUCGGACAUCCGCAAAGUGACCAGUGUGAAGCCCCUUAAAGCCAUCCCCUGCAGCAGUUCCGCUCCGCCCCUGCCUCCCAAGCCCAAGGUGGCUGCCGUGAAGUCCCCCGAGGCUGACCAGGUAGAACCAGCCUGUGGGGUCAGCCGGAGACCUUCCCUUCAGCGGUCCAAGUCAGACUUGAGUGACAGGUAUUUCCGCGUAGAUGCCGACGUGGAGAGGUUCUUCAACUACUGCGGACUGGACCCCGAAGAGCUGGAAAACCUUGGCAUGGAGAACUUCGCAAGGGCUAAUUCUGACAUCAUAUCCCUCAACUUCCGCAGCGCAAGCAUGAUCAGCUCAGACUGUGAACAGUCUCAGGACAGUAACAGUGACCUUAGAAAUGAUGACAGUGCCAAUGACCGGGUGCCAUAUGGCAUUUCUGCCAUCGAAAGGAAUGCUAGAAUCAUCAAGUGGCUUUAUAGCAUCAAGCAAGCCAGAGAGUCACAGAAGGUGUCCCACGUGUAAGAGGCACAGCGGCGGAAAGGAGGGCGGGGCGGGUCUGUCUGUGCAUACACAGUUGUGAAGGUUGUGAGGUCUCCUUGAAGUGUUGUGAGCUUCUCCACUCUUUGUGUCGCUUUGUUGUGCAAUGUUCUCAAGUUGCAUGCCUGUCAACAUGGCAACUGGCCUGGCUUCCCUCUCACGUCUCUGCAGAGCCUUGCUGAACACUCAUCUGCCAAAAAAAGUCUCCGGCCAGAAUCUGACUAGAGCUUUGCUCUUAAGCAAAACUGUUUAUGGAAAAAAAGAAAAAAAUUUGGUUUUUGAUUUCUUCAAUAUUUAUGUGGUUUUUGUGUUUUUAUACCCCGCGCUAUUGUGUCUUAAUUAAAAAUUUUACCAACUGGCUUUUAAGUUGAGAGCAGAAUCUUUGUGGAACAAAAGCCCCUUUGCCUACAUGGGAGACUGGUAACACUGGGGAAAGAUACGGGACUUCCUGCCAGGUGUAGAAGGGCUGACAGAUACAGAGCCAGGCUGGGGCUUACGUGGAGUGGAGUGGAGUGGAGUGGUGGGCCUGGCCUUGGGCUUCACAGGUUAGCCUUCUCCUGCCUCUUAGUGGCGCUUCGAGGGGCAGCAGCGCUGCCCUGUGUCCAAGUCAGUGUACAUGUUGGUGCUUUUGUAGUCCUGAGCCCAGGAAAGACAAUCAGAGAAACCCCUGGGAUGAGCCAAGUAGAAGGUUCAAUAUUGAGAGGAGGGUAGGGAGACUGUUGAUGCUGUUCUAGGGGGAUAAAUCAGAAACAUCUAGUAUUAACCUGACAGGAAGUGCCACUGUAAAGCCGAUUAAAGCUGAUGCUGAAUGCUUUUUUUUUUAAGGUUACUUUGUAGGAUUUUGUUUGUUUUGUGCUUUUGGCCAAGAACUACUAACUCAUGUUGUUUCUCCCCCUUGCUCCCUCCGUAGUUGUCCCAUUCUGGGCAGAUGAGUUGGGCUUCUGCAGGUUUGCACUAUCUGAGGGGAAGUAAGCACACCAGCCGUGUCAGCAUCGCCUCCCAGCCCACAGCUUGUCCCUGUGGUAGCAGAUCCACAUCUGAGCAGCUCUUCUCUCGGGCUGUGGGUACUUGUUACAGCUCUAGAACACUGUAGAAACACUGUAGCUCUCCACCCUGUUGUCUCCUGUUGCCUCUUCCCCAGUAACCUGCCCUCUGAGUAAUUUCAGGAGCUGUGAGCCAACUACCAGAGUGCUGGCAGUGGAAGCAGAGGGCACCUGAUGGUGGUCUGCCUCGCUGCUGUGGCAACCCACAGGUUCUCAGCAGAACCACCUUGGUCUUCAUCAACUCCCAGGAACCUUGAAAUGGUGUGAAUGCUGUAAGACUUUGUACAUACUUCAGUUGUUCUGGAAUCUAAGAAGAAAAGUUAUGCUAAUAAAUAGCUCUGGUGUA